Athalia rosae (coleseed sawfly) is the source of this 1835-nucleotide messenger RNA. RefSeq lists its product as uncharacterized. The transcript is spliced from 3 exons. NCBI's taxonomy places the organism in Eukaryota, Metazoa, Arthropoda, Insecta, Hymenoptera, Athaliidae. The record is from RefSeq and is a predicted model, not a curated record. The coding region runs from base 622 to 903 and encodes 93 amino acids.
AUUAUAUUAUAUUAAUAUUGGCUGUAUAAAUUAUUUUCAUGUAUAUCUUCACAAAUAAAAAACAACCGAAUGUAUAUCCACUAUGAACAGGGUAAUACAGUAUUAAAGUAAAAAGAGCAGUGUAGCGUAGUGUUAGAAUACAAAAGAUCCAACUCUGUUGCUAUCGAGAGCAAAGAAACGUGGUCAAUAGUAAAGACAUUAAGUUGAAUUCAGCUAGAUAAUCUUGGUGUUUUUGACGACUUUGUUGUCUCUUAGCGCCUGCGUUAAGCAAGAAUGUUGUGGCAUUAAGAUACCUGCUAAUCGGGGGGUUUGUUGAAAAAUCUUAAAACUUAAUAUUCUAUUUUGGAGAAAGAAAAUUUAAAAGCAGCAGUCAACAGAUGAAGAAACCAAGGGAAUGGGUGGUCAGCAUGAGCUGUACAUUAUUUGUGCAAUUUUAAUAAUUUUAAUUGUGCUUGUAAGAGCGAUUAGAUUUGUUAAAAUUAACGCCGUUGGGGAGGGGACAGCUAAUAUAUGGAUUCGCUGGCUUACAGAUAAGCAAUAGAUCAUUACAGUCAGGAACGCGAAAGCUUCUAACACUUUUGAAAGAAGUUACUGAAACUCAAGACUUCAAAAUCAGCUGUCAUGCACCCCAACAGCCUACCGUUAAUCUGCAUCGGUGUUUUGCUCCUUGUCCUUACUUUACUCGGGGAGUCUGACUCAAAACCUUGGGCACAGAAUCUCAAUCCACUUAACGAAGCAACAUUUUUGGACUCUGUCAAGAUGUCCUGCACUUCACAGACAGAAAACCUGUGCCAAAGAUGUGCCAAGCAAACUAAAAGCGUCGUUGUCUACCCCUGGUGUUGCACGGAUCAUGAAGGAGCUCGGGAGUGGUGUGAAAAUUAUUUGCAUUAUGGUUUACCUUAAAGAAUCUCACUCCAGAAUCUUACAAUAUCGGAAAACCUGAGAGUGUUCUUGUCGAUGAUUCCUGAAGUAUCAUUGAGUUUCUGCGAAGCAUGUUAUUCUGGACUUGCCGUCUACUUUUCCAGCAACGCAAGCCAGUCAACUAGCCGUUGAAAGUAAGAAGCAAUGAUGUAGGGUAUGUGCCACGAUAAAGUGGGCCAGCGACUAGACGUUAAAUGAUUGUUGGACUUUAAUCGUCUAGAAGAUUGCACAUAACGUUGAGCACAUCUUGAGCAAGACUUGAUGCAAAUAAGUACAAUAAAUAAAUGUAUACCAUUUAUCGAUGAAAUAUGGAAACGAUGAAUCAAUUAGCUAAUGGUAACUAGAAGGAAAAUUAGAUUAUCGCAUUAAACUCACUCUAGUUUUUGUAACCCUUUUAUAAACGUGUCACGAUUUAAGUGGAACAGUGAUUCUAAAAGAGUAGUUAUUUUUCUGAAGUAUGCAUCUUACUCCCUUGGGAUUACAUUAUACUAACGAAUAGUAUGUGUUUACUUCUCCAUAAUUAAGAGCCAAGCUUUUAUUUGCCAUGUGGAUUGUGUGGGCGAGUGGAAGAUCGUGAUUGCUCCUUGAACUCUUGUAAUAUCACAACUAUAUAAAUGUUCAAAUAGCUGUCCACGAUACAAAUCCAAUUAAGAUCACUUUUUAUAAUUGGACAUUUUUCUUGGGAAAAACAGAUAAUUACAUACUACGUAUGUCACAGUUUCUGGGGGUGUAAGCGUGUCUUCUCCAAUUAAUUUAUAUUACACUUGAGUCAUGUACAAGGUUAUUGCAAUGCUCUCCCGAGUAACAUUAUUAAGUCUUUAUUUUUAUUUAUUUAUUAUCACAUCUAUUACGAUUCAUCGUACUAUUUUAUUUGCGUCUUAACCCUAUAAAAAUAAAUUAUUAUCUUUAACGUA